UUAGCGGGAGGGGCUGGGUUUCAGGUUCACCUUGACUCCUGGAGCCGCAGAGGAGCAGGUACUCACUCACUCCUGCACCUGUUUCUCUUGCACCUGCCGAGCAGCUGCUCCUACCCGGCUCUCCUGGCCUGAGCCUUGCCUGGCGUGGCCCCCUGGAGGCACCCCCACCUCCCCCAGUCACCCUCCCUGGCAGUUCCUACACUCAGCUCCUUCUCUAAGGUCUCGCCUCCAGCCCGGAGCAGUCGGAUUACAGAAAGCCCACCCUCAGCUCAGGAGCGCCAUGACGGAAGUUGGUUGGUGGAAGCUGACGUUCCUCAGGAAAAAGAAAUCCACCCCCAGGGUGCUGUAUGAGAUCCCUGACACCUACGCCCAAACCGAGGGCGGCGCGGAGCCCCCGAGGCCUGAUGGGGAGGGCCCCAACAGCAGCUUUAACACGCGCCUGGAGAAGAUUGUGGACAAGAACACCAAGGGCAAGCAUGUCAAAGUCUCCCACUCGGGCCGCUUCAAGGAGAAGAGCAAAGUCCGAGCCACGCUGGCAGAGAACCCCAACCUCUUUGAAGACAGGGAGGGCAAAGGACAGUGAAGGGGGCCAAGGAGGGUGCUAGCGCCUCCCCACUCCCUGCCGUCAGCCGGAUCUGAGACAGGAGCGCCACGCUGGCCUCUUUGGCCACAGCUGAAGCCGUGGAGGCAGUCGCCUGCUGGCAGGAAAUGUCUGGUUUUAGGCUUGUAUUUAUGUGCCCCUGCUUUCGGGAAGGCGGGAAGGCCAGGGAGAUCCCGGGCCUCCCACCCUCCCCCACCACAGACAAAGGCGCUCCAGUCCGAGGAGGAAAAGUGCCCCCAGGAAGGACAGCUCUCCUUGAGGUGGUAGCAGCGCCAGCAGGGAAGUGGGCAUGGCCAGGAAUGGAGAGAGGGAGCCCGACUGACGUCACCUCCUCCCAGGGCACAGGGUCAAGGGUGAGUUUGAACUGCUGCUCCUUCUACUUUCUCUACCCAUGACUGUUCCCUGGACAGAUUCUGAGAGCACAUUUUCCAGAAACCACGUGAUGGGGGGUGGUUUUCUGGAGCCGGAGGCAGAGACGCUGAACUUGAGCUCACCUCCUAACAGGAGUGGGAAACUUCCUGGAACUUUGCCCCCAGGUGUGCGGGGGAGGACUCUGGCACUCCUAGGGAGGGAUGCUGCAGAAGGCCAGAAUGAGGGACCCCACGGGUUCCUGCACACAUCCUCAAAGGGAAGACACAUUGGCCUGAUUCCAAACUAGGG
This is a messenger RNA of Ceratotherium simum simum (southern white rhinoceros), 1261 nucleotides long. RefSeq names its product proline rich 15 like (gene PRR15L). Lineage: Eukaryota; Metazoa; Chordata; Mammalia; Perissodactyla; Rhinocerotidae. The record is from RefSeq and is a predicted model, not a curated record.